AUGCAGUACAUAAUUUGUCCAAGUAUAGCCCUCGAUACAAGUCUGAACACAUUUCUGGUCAAUCAUGUUCAUCUCAAAGAUACCAAAACCAUGUGCCGCGAAGGCGGAUGUGGAGCUUGUAUCGUUUCUGUCAAACGGAAGCAUCCAGUUAGUAACGAAAUUGUCACCAUGGCUGUAAACUCGUGCUUAGUAUUGGUUCAUUCUUGCCACAAUUGGGAGAUCACCACGGUUUCCGGAUUGGGAAAUCAAAAAUCUGGUUAUCAUACUCUUCAGUCCACUUUAGCAAACUUUUACGGUACCCAAUGUGGCUAUUGCAGUCCAGGAAUGAUCAUGAACAUGCAUAGUUUGAUAGAAGAAGAUACAAAUCUUACUAUGAAUGAGAUCGAAAAUUCCUUUGGCGGCAAUAUUUGUCGUUGUACAGGAUAUCGUCCAAUUUUGGAUGCAUUUAAAUCAUUGGCAAGUGAUGCAGAAUGGGCAGUAUUAGAUAAAAUACCAGAUAUAGAAGAUUUGGACAUUGAAAAUAAUUGCCCAAAAUUGUCUUCAAUUCGCCAAGACAUGUAUUCUUAUAAAAACGGUCAAAACCAUUUGAGAACCGAAAUUGAUGAUGUAGUUUGGUAUAAAGUGUUUUCAGUUAAAAGUAUUCUGAAUAUUAUGCAACGACACCAAGGUGCCCCUUUAAUGCUGGUUGCUGGAAAUACUGCUCAAGGUGCUUUUAGACCAAAAGUUAGACCUCAGGUUUAUAUUGAUGUGAACGAUGUUACCGAAUUAAGGAAAUGUUCGGUUGAUGAAUAUAUCGUUUUGGGUGGUAAUGUAACUUUAACUGAAACUAUGAAGUUUUUAAAAGAAGUAUCUGGCGUGGAAGGUUAUGAAUAUGUGGACAUCAUUGCUGAUCACAUAGACUUGAUAGCUAAUGUACCUGUAAGAAACGUAGGUACCAUCGCCGGCAAUUUAAUAAUAAAACAUAACCAUAGAGAAUUUCAAUCUGAUAUCUUUCUUCUCUUCGAAACAGUCGGUGCUUUCUUAAAAUUAGUUGGAACAAACAAUAUUGAAACUCGAGUGACUCUUUCAGAGUUUCUGUUGACUGAUAUGAGAAAUAAAAUUAUUGUUAGUGUUUCACUGCCACAGAUUUCUGGAAAUUUUGCUUUCAAGUCGUAUAAAAUUAUGCCCCGUGCCCAAAAUGCGCAUGCAUAUGUUAAUGCUGGAUUUCGAUUGCGAUUCAACAAUGAGACAGGGAAUGUAGAAAGAGCUUCUUUAGUUUAUGGUGGAAUUAAUCCAUCAUUCAUUCAUGCAACUAAAACUGAAAGCGCUCUUAGAAAUAUUAAUAUAUUUGAUAAUGCCAGUUUGAGAAAAGUAUUGAAUAUUUUGUAUUCAGAAAUACAGCCUGAUUGGAAGUUACCUGAUGCUUGUCCUGAGUAUAGAAGAUUAUUAGCCGUUUGUUUGUUUUAUAAAUUUGUUUUGAACACCUGUCCUAAAAAAUUAAUAUCUGCACAAAAUAUAACAGGAUCUGAAAUAUUAAAAAGGGGAUUAUCCAGCGGACAACAAAAAUAUGAGACAAAUAAAGAUUUAUGGCCACUGCAACAACCUAUUCCAAAAAUAGAAUCUUUGUAUCAGUGUGCUGGUGAAGCAGAAUAUAUACCAUAUAUAUCUCUUAAACCGAAAGAACUUUAUGCAUGUUUUGUUUUAGCCAAGAAACCUCUGGCAAUCAUUACUAAUAUUGAUCCCAAGGACGCUUUGCAUAUAGAUGGUGUAAGAGCUUUCUAUUCCGCAAAAGACAUUCCUGGUAAGAACAGCUUUGUGUCAAUGAAAAUGUUGUUAAUUUCCGAAGACGAAGAAUUAUUCUGUAGUGGCUUGGUGAAAUACUAUGGUCAGCCAGUUGGGAUUUUAGUUGCAGAAACUCAAACUCUUGCAGAACGAGCAGCUCAAUUGGUACAUAUACAAUAUUCGAAUAAUAACAAACCUUUCUAUGUUGAUGCAAGAGAUGUUUUGGAACAAGAAAAAAAAGCCCCGAGAGUGAAUUUUAUAGGCGGUUAUGAUGCAACAUCGAAAGGGAAUGACAUAGUUUACUCUAUUUCUGGUUCUCAAUAUUCAAUCGGGCAAUAUCACUACACCUUGGAAACCCAAUCUGCUGUCUGUAUUCCAACUGAAGAUGGCCUGGAUCUAUACCCAUCGAGCCAGAGUGCCGAUCACACCCAAAUAGUUGUUUCGCAAGUCUUAAAUAUACCAGAACAUAAAAUAAAUAUUAUUGUAAGGCGAUGUGGUGGCAGUUUUGGUUCUAGAUUAUCUAGAAAUCAUCUUGUUGCAUCAGCUUGCGCUUUAGCUGCCUAUUUGUUAAACUCUCCGGUAAAGAUAUUUAUGGGGAUGCAGGAUAAUAUGGAGGCUAUAGGAAAAAGAAAUUGGUAUUUGAAUAGUUAUGAGGUAACAGUUAAUAAAAUCGGUCAAAUCCAAUCUCUUAAAAAUGAUUUCUACGAAGACGUUGGGCACUCGCUAAAUGAAUCAACUUUUAUAUUUGUAAAUGAAAUGUUCCAAAACUGUUACGACAAUAGUCCAUUUACUUUUAAGCAUUAUGCAGUGAUUACUGAAAAGCCAUCAAGUACCUGGACAAGAGCACCCGGAGCUGUUGAAGCUGUAGCAGCUAUUGAAAAUAUUAUGGAACACAUAGCUCAUGUAACAGGAAUAGAUCCAUUAGAUGUCAGAAUUUCUAACAUGACCACUAUAAAUAAUUUGGCUUAUGAUAGAAUUAAAGCUUUUAGAGAAAAAGUCGAGUACGACAGAAGAAGAAAAGAAAUAGAUGAAUAUAAUAUAAAAAAUCGUUGGCGUAAACGUGGCAUUGCAAUAAUCCCUAUGCGUUUUCCGAUUAAUUAUUAUGGUCGUCACUCUGCAAUGGUUUGCAUUUUUCGUGAUGGAUCUGUUGCUGUCAGUCAUGCGGGUGUUGAAACUGGUCAAGGAAUUAAUACCAAGGUUGCUCAAGUAUGUGCUUAUACUUUAAAGUUGCCACUCGACCUGAUUUCAAUAAAGCCCAUGAGUACUAUGGAAUGCCCAAAUUCGAUGAUCACAGGUGGUAAUACUACGAGCGAAUCUUGCGCAUUCGCGGCAAUGAAAGCAUGCGAAACUAUACUUAAUCGUUUGAAGCCGAUACGAGAUUCACUUGGCGCUGAUACGAAAUGGGAAGAUCUAGUGGAAAAUGCUUAUCUGCAACAAAUUGAUUUACAAGCAAUUGGAUCACAUAAACCAGACGCCAUGAAGGUUUCUUAUGAAAUAUAUGGUUUAUCCGCUUGUGAAGUCGAAAUUGACCUAUUAUCAGGCAACGUAUUAUUGCAACGCGUAGAUAUUCAACAGGAGACUGGGGAAAGUUUGAGCCCUGAAGUGGAUAUAGGACAGAUUGAAGGAGCAUUUGUAAUGGGUCUGGGAUAUUGGCUUUCGGAAAAGAUAGUUUAUGAAAAAACAACUGGCGAAUUAUUAACAAAUAGAACUUGGAAUUAUAAACCACCAGGUGCUAAAGAUAUUCCGGUCGAUUUUCGCAUAGAAUUUAUCAAAAGUGAGAAUAAUGAUGCGAAGAUUUUAAGAUCUAAAGGCACUGGGGAACCAUCGAUUUGUAUGGCCUUUGUUGCAGUUUGUGCAAUUCGGCAUGCUUUGCAAUCUGCAAGAGCCGAUGCUAAUGGUGGCAAACGCGCUGAAUGGUUUUCUUUAGGAGCUCCAACAACGCCUGAAGAAAUUUUAUUAAAUGCAAAUGUUGACUAUCAAACAUUUACAAUUUGA
Ctenocephalides felis (cat flea) is the source of this 3756-nucleotide messenger RNA. RefSeq names its product indole-3-acetaldehyde oxidase-like. Lineage: Eukaryota; Metazoa; Arthropoda; Insecta; Siphonaptera; Pulicidae. The coding region runs from base 1 to 3756 and encodes 1251 amino acids. The transcript is spliced from 23 exons. Gene Ontology annotation, molecular function: iron ion binding; oxidoreductase activity; FAD binding. The record is from RefSeq and is a predicted model, not a curated record.